CCGCGAUACUCGAGAAUUAUAUCUUUGAACAACACCCCAUUCUCAAGCAUUCAUCAUGUCCCCAGAUCCGUUAAGCUGGACCUUACGGUUCAAAAAGCACAAGACAACCGUAAUGCUGAUGCUUCCAGCCCAAGCAUCAAUCCAAUCCACAAAAGAGAAGUUACAUAGCGCACUCAGAUCGCGCGGUCUCUCACAGAUAAACGGCGAUCCUAUUCCCGAUGAUGCUUCACAGAUAGAGUUCGGCACACCUAUCGACCGAAAUGAUCUCGAGAAAGGCUGGGUUCGUAUAGACCCUAAGGUCGAUGAGAACGGCGAUAGCGAAACAAAGAAACCGAGCGCCGGACGACCGAAGAAAGGCGCGCUGACUGAUAGUCUACAGGCAGCUAACAUUCGCGAUGGUCAAGCUAUUGCGUUUCGGUUUAGGAAGGCUUCUGAGGGCAAGGACAGCGAUGAAGAUGAGGAUCUCGAAGAUCCCGGAUGGGACGUGUCGAUUCCAUCGCUUGAUGAUGAAGAGCUUCAGUAAUCAAUUCUGGAUGCCCACUCAAUGAAAAAAAAGUCCCAUUUUUAUGCUCUAAGUGAACUGGUGACAGGUUCCUGGUGUUGGUGGCGCAUAUAUUCGCAGUUUACACACUGUUGUACCGUACAAUCUGCAAAAGAGAUAUUUAUUUACAGAUUUUGGCUGCUAUUAACCCCUGGGCACUGUUCAUUGCCA
This is a messenger RNA of Talaromyces stipitatus ATCC 10500, 712 nucleotides long. RefSeq lists its product as uncharacterized. The record is from RefSeq and is a predicted model, not a curated record. The transcript is spliced from 2 exons. The coding region runs from base 56 to 523 and encodes 155 amino acids. Lineage: Eukaryota; Fungi; Ascomycota; Eurotiomycetes; Eurotiales; Trichocomaceae.